Messenger RNA from Sclerotinia sclerotiorum 1980 UF-70, 192 nucleotides. RefSeq lists its product with no specific name. Lineage: Eukaryota; Fungi; Ascomycota; Leotiomycetes; Helotiales; Sclerotiniaceae. The transcript has a single exon. The record is from RefSeq and is a predicted model, not a curated record. Bases 1 to 192 code for a protein of 63 amino acids.
AUGAUCGAGGUCCAAACUAAGGAAAAUGCAAAAUGCACCAGAGAGAAAGAGAAAAGGGAAAAGCCAUCCUUGUUACCUGGGUACUCGGUUGGCAGUCGAGUACCACCUGGCACUUACGAGGUACGUCCAAUUAAUCAUAGUGCAGUCUGUGUUUUACUCGGUAAAUGUGGAAAUUGGUGGAAGCAAGAGUAG